This is a messenger RNA of Podarcis lilfordi (Lilford's wall lizard), 21509 nucleotides long. The record is from the annotation of a GenBank genome assembly. NCBI's taxonomy places the organism in Eukaryota, Metazoa, Chordata, Lepidosauria, Squamata, Lacertidae.
AUGGGAGCGGCGGCGGCCGAGGCGGACCGGACCCUCUUCGUGGGGAACCUCGACCCCAAAGUCACCGAGGAGCUGCUCUUCGAGCUCUUCCACCAGGUAACGGGGCGGGCAGGGCCUCACCUCCUGGCUUGACUCGGCCGCGGAGAGGGGCCGGGGCUCAGAGCGGCCUACCUCGCAGGGGGCGCCGGCCUUGUUGUAUGUGCGGGGAGGGGGGCGUUUCCUUUUGCCUGCGUUUUAAUGCGCCGGCCCUCUGCACAUGCCCAGGAGCUAUAGAAGAGCGCGGGCUGCCCUGAAAGAAGACUGGCAUCUCCUUGGUGUCGCUGCGAGCGAAAUCGGAUCCGGGAAGGGAGACGGGGAGGCAUUGGCUUUGUUUGGGUCUCGCCUGCCUCGCUUUCCUUUACCUUUGAACGGGUUUCCGUUUCGCUUGGCUUCGUUCAGAAGCCCUUGCAAGGCGAAAAGCCCCCUCGGGAUGCUCUCCUUCCCUCCGUUUCCCUCUUAAAACAAGGCAAGGUGCGAAUUCUUGUAAAGGUAAAACGCUGGCGGCAAACAGGUUUGAUCGUUAGCUGGUUCCCUGCCCGAAAAAUGGGAACUUCGUGGUGGAUGGGUGAGAUCGGCAGGAUUUAAAAAUAAGUAUCAGAACAUUAAAACAACAACAAAAACCAGCAGCUUGCAGGAUUGACAACAAAAGCACCAAAAUGAACAGAAAUGCGUUUUUGAUCUGGGCGCCCUGGGUUGUCAGAAGAGGGCAACUUCAGUGGUAACCCAGGAGGUGCAUAAACAGGAAAGGUAGGCUGGGGGUGGUUUAGCUCUGUAUUUCAAGGGAAGCAUAAUGUUUCAUGAACUGGAAAUUCGUCCUAUAGCACCACCUUGGAUGUACCAGUCCUGAAAACUAAUGGGGGCAUGUACCCUGAGCAAAAUGCCAAGGUUGGUCUUGAGGGGGAGAAAGAAAUGGGGAAUGUGUUGUAAUAACGGGUUGCCUCUGUCAUGUUUGUCUAGGCUGUCUAAGGGUACUUCAGGUUACAACCAGGAGGCAAAAUGUGUAAAUUGUGAGCAACUCUGCCUUGAAACAGUUAGUCAUAGAGCAGACUUGAGGGGAAGCUACCCUAGACCUAAUUCUAAGAGGUAGUGGAACCCUUGUUUCAAGAUGCAAGGGCUAUUGAUGUCAGGCUCAGCAUAUGUGUAAGCAAAAAGUUGCCACAUCGUCCUGUGCCAUCACAUUUUAUAUUCACAUUUGCUGUGAAAGUAAGACAGCCAGAAUUGUCAUGCCUUUUAUGGUGCAGUUGCAUUCAGAAUGUGGUGUGUACUGUUCUCUGGCUGUUCCCAUCUAGAAGAAGAAGAAAUUGUAGAGCUGGAAAAGGUUUGACAAGGACACAGUUGGCUGUUUGUACGUCUUUCCUACAAGGCUCAAACGCCUGGACUUCUCUGUAUAGAACAAAAGGCUACAAUAGACAUUUAUAGAUAUAGGCAUGGAGUGGCAAAAGCACUUAGGAAACAGUUCCAACCACUUUCAUAAUGCUGGAACCUGGGGUCUUAUGAUUAAGUAGAUUGGCUGUAAGUUUAGAACACACACAAAAGUGUAGACACUCAAUGACAUUCAGAGAUGAUUAGAUAAAGUCCUUGAGAACUGGACCGUUAGUUCCAAUAACUGAGUCAGAGCUCAGGAUACUCUUCGAUGCCAAACUGUGAGGGAGUAAACAGGGGGAGGGUUGUUGCCUUCAUGCACUGCUUGUAGGCUUCCUGAAAAACUGCCCUCCUCUUCUUCUUAAUAUCUAUGUCCAGUUCUAUUGGGUGAGGGUGAUUGUAAUGUUCUCACAGAAAGUUAAUGGAACCGUAGAAAGACAUUUUGAGGCUAACUUGAAAGGAAUGCUUCAGUGCUCCUUGCUUACGUAAAAUCAGCAUGGUUAAAAAGUGAAUGAGUUUUCCUCUGCUUUUGGGGGUGCAUGCUUGUGAGUGGAAGGAGGUUCACAGUGCAUGUCAACUUUCUGUUCCAUGCUGGCAUGUGGCUGAAUCCAUUACAGUGGUGCCUCGCAAGACGAAAUUAAUUCGUUCCGCGAGUUUUUUCGUCUUGUGAUUUUUUUCGUCUUGCAAAGCACGGUGUCGGGAAAGUUUUGGAAAAGCUUCAAAAAUCACCAAAGUCUUCAAAAACCUCAAAAAAGGGGGGUGCUUGGGAGGGAGGGAGAGGCGGGCGUGGGGGGAGGCGGGGCGGAGGUUGCUGCCUGAGCCCCCGGGAUCAGUUCUGCUCGCCUUGCUCCGACCCUUUACAGUCGGUGCCGUCUUGCUGCUGCUGCUGCUGUCGCCGCGGUAGUCAAAACUCCUACCGGCCUAAAAGUUGUCUGGUGCAAAAUCCCUUCUGCAGCAGCAGCCCGAAAGAAAGCGAGAGCGCCAGCCAGCCAGCCGCCCGCCGCGGGCAGGAGGGAGGGAGGGAGCGUCGGCGACGGUGGAUGCCUAUUGCCCCUGUUGCUGCUGCAGCCGGCCAGCCAGCCAGAAGCGCGCGAGCGGAGAGGGGUGCAUCCAGCCCGUUGGAGAGGAGCGCGGGGGCGCGUCCCCGGUGGCUCCCGAGCUGACCUUGCCUGGCCCGGCGCCUUCCGCGCUGCCAAAGGGCGACUCACCUGCUGCCUGCGCUGCGCCGGGACUAACUCGAGCAGGGCGAAGAGAACACACACUCGCGCGCACACACACCGAGAGGCAAACUUGCCGCAGCCGUCGACGUCGCGGGGUUGGAAAGCGCGGAGAUGCAGGUAGGGGGCAUCCCUCGCAGGGCGAGCGCCGGAGGGCCCGGGCAGGCGCUCUUGUCACCGCCGGGGCGCUGGGGGGGGGGAGAAGGAAGGAGCCCCGUCCGAAGAGCCCCGGAGCCUGGCCUCCCUAACUGGGAGCUGUGGGGAGGGAAGUGUGCGUGCCUUGCUAUUUUUCACCGAAACAAAGCUCCCUCUCCCUCAGAACCCGCCUUCACGCGUUCUUGCCCCUACGGAGACGCACACGGAGAUGCUAUGAGUUGCUCCUCGAAGUCAAGUCGCAACUGUAUUAACGGUUUUAAGAAAAAGGAAACAAACUUCCAAGACGUUUCCGUCUUGCGAAGCAAGCCCAUAUGGAAAAUUGUCUUGCGAAGCAACUCAAAAACGGAAAACCAUUUCGUCUUGCAAGUUUUCCGUCUUGCGAGGCAUUCGUCUUGCGAGGUACCACUGUACUGUUGGUUUCUUCCCUGGAGAAUAUUGAGUACCAACCAAAGUCGUUUAUUUUUGUUUUAUUUACAUUUCUCUUCUGCAAUUCUUUCAUCAUGGAACCCAAGUUGGUGUCCCUGUGACCAUCUUGUACACCCACCCAGACCUGAUGGCUCUGGAUUCACAUGGGGGCAUGUACUUUUCUACCUUCAUAGCACCUACCUGAAGUGAUGCCUAGAGACCAGCAGUAAACUGACCAUUACCUAGUCUGAACCACCUUCACCUGCCUGGUGAAUCUAGGACUAUGUCCUACUCUCCAGUCCUUUGGAGAGUAAAAUUGUAAAAUGCCAACUAUUAAGAAAGUUGUUUUAGAACCUGCCUGACAAUGCAUAUCUUUCAUUUAAUUGGUAACAUCCUACACUGUACUUGAAUGCAAAUACAGGUUUACCUUAGAACGCAGGUGCAUGCAACUAAAUAACCUUCAAGGGAAAGUUGCUCCUUUUUUUAUUUUAAUGUUUUCUUUUGUUUUUUGGUUUGCAGGCAGGUCCAGUCAUUAAAGUAAAGAUUCCGAAGGACAGGGAUGGGAAACCAAAGCAGUUUGCAUUUGUGAAUUUCAAACAUGAAGAAUCUGUCCCCUAUGGCAUGAAUCUACUUAAUGGGAUCAAACUUUUUGGGAGACCUCUCAAAAUUCAGUUUCGAUCAGGUAUCCACAAAGCCUUUAAAACAGCCUAGGUCAUCUAGGCAAAAUUGAAGGGGGUUCAUAUUCCUUUUAUGCUUAAAAUUCUGAUGUGUAAAACUUUUUAUUCUGGGUGCAUUUUUUGUGUUGAAUUAUAUAUCAGAUUAAAAUUUCACUGAGCCUGUAAAUCACUCUUGUGUUCAUAGUGUUGCUGCUAUCUUGAGGAGCUAACUCAUUUGAAGGGGGCUUUCUGUCAGUUUUUGGAUGGUUAGAAUCUUUUUUAAAAGGAACCUUAAAAGAUGUUGAAAUGCACUUCUCAAAAGAGUUUCAGUUGUUUAGGGACAAACCAUCUGUUUUUAGAAGGGAUGUCCUACUCUAGCUUUGGAUAAUCUUUAGCCUUCCAUAGGUUGCUGAACUGCAAAUCCCAUCCUCACUGACAAUUGGCUAUGCUAGCUGGGGCUGAUGGGAGUUGUAGUUUAACAAUAUCUGGAGGGCCACACAUUCUACAAAUCUGCUGUACCCUUUUCAGUUGAGAACAGAUCUGUGUGUAUUCUGAGCUCCUUUGAUCACAGAGGAAUGCACUUUGCACGUGUCUAGAAGCAUUAUUUUAUCAAUUCAGAUUAUUUCUGAAAUGAGCCCCAGCACUCAAGCUGGUUCUAGAGUGGAGCCUUGGAAUUGCUAAAAUUUAUUUUUAAAUAAAGGAAUUGAAAACACUAUUUGGUGCUUAUCUGGACUGUUUGAAGUAGUGUCCAAAGCUUUUCACUUUAGGAAAGCUGAGUUUCAUCUGCAAUUAACUUAAGUUUAGUGUCCUUAGCAUUGCACCUCGAUUGCAUCUUCACCACUGGGUAUUCCAGUAGGUUGCAACACUUGUUUUGGAAAUCUGUUUGUAUGUCUUAAUGGUUCUCUAGUGUGAUACUCCAGAGCCCAUUAAGUAAUGUACCAUGUUUUCAAUCUGUUAGCAUCUUGCGUUGGCUUAACCUUUCUCAGUGUAACUGACUUGUUUUAGUUACACUUCAGACAUGUCCUUUUACCUUUAGGGAGCAGUCAUGCAUCUCAAGAUAACAAUUCACCUUAUUCUCAACCUGGAUAUGCUAAUGGAAGCCCCUCCAGUAAUCAACAACUGCCAACAACAACUGCCAGUAGCAGGUAAGUUCUUAAUGUUAAGCCAGACUUCCCCCAACCUGGUGUCGUCCAAAUAUUUUGGACUACAACCUUGAGUCUGAAAGAUCUCAAGGGCACCAGUUUUAGGAAGCCUGUGGUAAAUCAUUAAGUACAUUUAGAAUUGCAGCUUAUUAGGGAGUGAACCCCAUUGAACUUGGUGGGACUUGCUUCUGACUAAUUGUGUAUAGGAUUGUGUUCUUAGCAUUUAUUACCAUAUGGUAAAUUCUGUGACUGCUUUCCAAAGUGGGCAUAAUAUAAUAGCCUAUGUCUGAGCUUCCUUUUCUACCUUUAUGCUUAUUAUUUAUCUUUAAGUGGGAAGGAAUAAUAUGAACUGAAUUCUAGUGCUGAGAGAAGAUAUUACUAUUAUUAGCUUUUCUUUCUAGAGCAGCUACAAAAAUCAAAUGGUAUUGAGAACUUUGAUGUGGCACAUCAGGAAUUUUGUUUCUAAAGCAACAGAUGGACAAGCAAAUUAGUUUCCAUUAGCGAAAGCUGUGAGUCUUUUCAGAAUUUUCUAAAUUGAGAUGCAGAGUAGAUUAAAGAAGCUGUUACUAGAAACCUCCUGAGGCUUGCGAUCUGUGUUUCUGUAUUGCUUUGACAAGUGUGUCAGUUAUAAAAAUGAAGAUGAACUGAAAACAGAUUGCUCAGUUAUACUCUGCUUAGAAAAAUAUAUAUUCAAUAACAGUUUAUGAUGAUGGAUCAAAGGAAAACUGUAUGAUGUAGUGGUUAGAUUAGAAGUGUUCUGCUGCAACUAGGGAGACCCAGGUUCAAAUCUCCCACUCAGUCACAAACUAGGUGACCUUGAGCCAAUCACAAUCUCUUGUCAUUCAGCCUAGCUUAUUUCACAACCUUGUUUUGAGGCUAGGAGAACAAAUACAGUGGUGCCUCGCAAGACGAAAUUAAUCCGUUCCGCGAGUCUCUUCGUCUUGCGGUUUUUUCGUCUUGCGAAGCACGGCUAUUAGCGGCUUAGCGGCUAUUAGUGGUUUAGUGGCUAUUAGCGGCUUAGCGGCUAUUAACGGCUUAGCGGCUUUAAGAAAAAGGAAACAAACUCGCAAGAACUCGCAAGACGUUUCGUCUUGCGAAGCAAGCCCAUAGGGAAAUUCGUCUUGCGGAACGACUCAAAAAACGCAAAACCCUUUCGUCUAGCGAGUUUUUCGUCUUGCGAGGCAUUCGUCUUGCGGGGCACCACUGUAACUGUCUAUGUCUAUGAGAAUGAGUAGGAUAGAAAUAUAGCUAUAAUCAUAAAGCUGCUAAUGCCAGCGUUUAUCUGGUGCUUUGCUUCCUGGUUAUUUUCAUGAUACCUAUUUUCCCCCACCCCUGGGAAAACCAUGCACAAAUACCUAUAGUAGAAUCAUAGAAUUGGAUGGGACCCUGAGGGUCAUCUAGUCCAACCCCCUGCAAUGUAGGAAUCUCAUCUAAAACAUCCAUGGCAGAUGACCAUCCAACCUCUGCUUAAAAACCUCCAAUGAAGAAGAGUCUACCACCUUCUGAGGGAGUCCUUUCCACUGUUGAAGAGCUGCAACCAUCAGAAAGUUCUUCCAGAUGUUUAGUCACACAGAAUCACAGAAUUGUGAUUCUGGUUUGGCUCCUACCCUCCAGAGCAGGAGAAAACAAGUGUGCUCCAUCUUCCAUGUGACAGCCCUUCAGAUAUUUGAAGAUGGCUAUCCUAUCUCUUCGCUGUCUCCUCUUUUCAGGCUAAACAUACCCAAAGCCCUCCAUAAGGCUUGGUUUCCAGACCCUUGAUCAUCAGUAUAACUUUCUUCAAUUGAAUACUGUUGACUGGGAUUACUGUUAGUGCAGAAUUCCAUGAUCUGAGACUACUUCUGGGAAAUUGACUUCUGGUUUUCGCUUAGCAGGUAUGAGAGGAAUGUGGAUAACAUCUCAACAGAGUCGCCAACUGUGCAGAGGUCCUUCUCAUCCCCAGAUAACCUCCAGAGACAAGCGGUGGUGAGAGUUCUUUGUUGGCUGUUAACAGGAAAUAGGCAGGAAAGGGUUUGCAAAUGAGUGGAGUGGUGCAUGCCUCAGACAUAAAAGCUGAGUGGUUAACAAUAACAACACUUUGAAUUCCACUCAGAAAAGUACUGGAAGCCAAUGUAGAUCUGGGGUUAUAUAGUCCCUGCGGCUGUUCUCAUUCACCAGUCUGGCAGCUGCACACUGUGGCUCAACCUGAGAGAUGUUCUUAGAACCAGCCUUAUUCUUUCUAAUGUAAACAGUUUUAACUGAUUUGUAUUUUUACACUGCCUCUCUGGGACCUUAUGGUGAAGGGCAAGUAAGGAAUUGAACAAAUCAUCAUCAUCACCCCUGACUAUUGGCCAUGCCUCUUCUUAACAGAAGUGCUUUCUGUUUCCAGAUGAAUAAUAUGUGGCAGCAGUCGCAGUACAGUGGCAGGCACAACUCCUUGCACCCGGAGCCAUCCGGAUUUGCUUCGCCAGGGCACCACCCGAGUUACUCGUUCACCCAGUCGUCAGCCUCAUCCAUGCAGUGGCGCUCAGAGACAAGUGCUGCCCAGCGCAAGAACAGAGUGAGCUCCCAUCCGUAUCCUACUGAAAGCAGGCAUUAUAGCAGCCGGGAACCUCAGCGCCCCAGCGACUAUGGCUCGGAGCAUCAUUUCAGGGGCAUUCGGGAGGAAUAUGGUCACGAUGACAGGCACUAUGGAGGCUGGAGUCACGAUUAUGAUAACCGGAGGGAGAACUACCGAGAUGGCAAAUGGCGCCCCUCCCGCCACUAGCAAGUAUUCAGAGCAGAUUUUGCAUACCUUUCCUUGGCGAAAUGGAGUGGCUCUUUCCUUUUUAAGAAAUCGUUUUUUUACAGAGAGCUUGCAACGAGUAACUGCACGGGUUGCUUUUUAAAAAUCGUUUUAUAAAAAUCACCUGCAGUAUGUAUUUCGUGAGAAGUAGCUUCGUUUCAAUUGUAUUAACUUUCUCUCAGGGUUUAGGGAAAAGAAAGAGAAGGUGCCACGCUUUUAAACAAGCAAAAGAGAAAUCAAUGUAGUUAAUUUUGUAAGGGGGGAAAAAAAGGUGCCGCUUUGGUUGUAUUUUAAAAUGAACAUUGGUAUUUUUGUAGAGUGUUAAUGAGAAAGGAAGAGAGCCCCUGAGGUGGUUCUGGUAGUAAGUAAUCCCAUGGAAAAAAUGAAUGCCACAGAGUAGAAGGCUCAAUGGCACAUGGAAAUAUUGGUAACAGUGUUUUUCUACUGGAAUAAAUGUUGCUUUUAAAUACUUGUAUUAAGCAAACAUGCAGCCUGUUCAGAUAUUAAGAGUGAAACAAAUUUGCUGGAUGACUUGAUGAUUUGUAUUGAAUGAUGUGUUAAUUUUUCCAGCUGCUUUCAUUGAGAGUCCUUUGAUUUUUAUAUUACGAGCAAGAGAGCCCACAGUAUCGUAAAAAGACUUUCCCAACAAUUUAAGCGAUUAAAACCUCUCAGGAAAUCAUUGCAUGCCUCUGUCCAUUCCCUUUCUAUAGUUGACAUAAUUUUUAAAAACCUCAUUGAAUGGAAAAGUUUAGACAUUACAAUUGAUAUUUAAUACAAAGCAAAAACGAAGGUAAGUAUCUAUGAACUUCUUGUCCAUGGGCGUCGUCUGGCCAAGUGCUUCAUUUCAUCCAGCCUGCAGCAUUGGUUCAUCUUUAAAAUUAAAUUAAAGUCAAUGCUUUGGGGGAGGGGCCAUUGGCCUACACUGUUUCGCUGGUCUUGCCCAGCUGCUAGCCUCUACUUGCAAGUACAGCUAAAUUUGGAAUAGCUUUUAACUAAUCAGAAAUCUGAGAUGAGCUUUUUCAAUAGGAUGGAUUUUUGUGACAUCCAUCCUUCUGAAGUUGUGCAUUUGCAAUGCCAUCAAUGUCUUUAACUAUGAUUCCCCCUGUACUGAAACAUGGUGGGACUUUUGAGAUGGAAACUUUUGGUGCCAUUUUUAAAAAAGAUCCUGCAGCUAAAUUGUUUCCGGUAGCUUCCGUUUAUGUUCACAGUGCUUCCGUUUGAACAUUAGUAAUCUCUGUAGCAACGAGUGCAGUAAGCCUGCAACUUGUGCACAUUCAGGUUUAUGUGCUUGUCAAAAGAAAUAAUAAUAAAAAAGCGGUGGGGAGCAGGCGUCCAGAAAAAAAGACUUUGGUAAUCGCACCUGCCUUUGUACCUAAUGUCUUUUGACUAUACACAAUUUUGGCUUUAGGAACAAUCCUUGGAACAUAACUCCCAUGUAAGUUGCAAUGUAUAAAUGCAUUGUCUGGACAGUGUCAAAUUGUUUCUUUAAAAAAACAAAACUUGUCUGCUCUGCACAGCAAAUUAUUUUAUUUUGAAAAGUAUUCAGACCCUUGUCAUUUUCAGCUGCAACAAAAUUGACAAGGGGGCAAUUGCAGCAGCAGUAAAAUGUGGCUUACCUUAAUUUUUCUGUCACUUCUCUUGAAAUACACACACUCUCUCUUUCUCUUUCUCUUUCUUUUACUCUAAUCCAAAUCAAUCGUGGUUUCUUGAACCCCAGUUGUUCUUCCGUGCUGUUUGGGUUUAUAUCUGGGGGGGGGCUAGAGGAGGGAGAUGCUUGUGACCCUCAAUCUGCAUGCCUAAAUGGGACAUCUUUUAAAAAAUAUAAUAUUUUUGUCAAAUAUACACUAAUAUAAAAGGAUUCAUUGUUACCUUUUGGCUUACAUAUUUAUGGCAUUGUUGCAAAAACAAGCACCCGUCUUAAAAAAAAAAAGAAAGGUUUACCUAAUUCAGAACUUCCUCAAGCAAUACUGUUAAUAGUAUUUUUAAGAAACGCACUUGGUUAGCUAUAUUUUUAUUUUCUCUAAAAUAAAUUCUCGUUCUUUCAAAAUAUUGUGUGCAAGCAAAUUUUCCUAAGAACUAAAUUUUACAGCUGGUGUUCUCUCUUUACAAAUAGUUGUUAUAUUUGCAUCCAAAAGUGAUUUUUUUAUAUAUAUCUUCUCAUUGGAAAGUUUGUAUUCGAGAGAGUGGCAUUUGAUGCCUUCAGAGUGACUGAAUGUGUGAAAAUGCCCGGCAAGCUUUUGCAUUGACGUGCUCAGCCUGCAUCUUAAAUAGGGCACAUUUCUUAAGCUGUUACACCAGAUGCCUAGCCAUCAGUCUUCACACUGUAUUUUUUAGACAGAUUGUACACAUGCUGUCCACACAUCAGCCAUGUGCUGUGCCUCUUCAACCUGCUUUGUAUUCACAGAGGUAGUUGUAGUGUCCUUUUUCCCCGUUACACCUGGUGCGGGGCAGGGGAAUGUAUAUCAAAGUUGAUUGACUAACAUUACUAGCGUAGGUCAGAGCAAGACAUUCAUUGAUGUUUCUUGGCAGGAGGACUAUUCCAUUAACGCAGAGGGUUUGCUGCCAGUGUCUUGUCUGCAGUAAGUGGGGUUCUCUGUCAUUCACAAGCAGGCGAAACCUUAAAUAAAGAUUGCAAUCCUAACCAUGUAAAUGCAGAAAUAUGUUCUAUUGAAUUGAAUCGGGUCUCCUCCUUGAAUUGGGGUUAGGAUGGCAGCCUCAGGGUUUUAAAAACCAGAAGGCAACCUUGAUUUUUUCCCUGUUCCUUGUUAUUCCCUAACCCAGCCUUUUGCAACCUGGUGCCAUCCAGAUACUUUGGACUGCAACUCCCAUUAGUCUCAGCCAGCACCAGGUUACAGAUCGCAGCCCAAGCCUAUAAAUGUAAAAUAAAUGCAUUUUUUAAAAGUGCUUUGUCUCUCUUUUGGUGGGGAGUGGAACAUACUAUGAGGCCAACUAGGACUUAAAAACAAAAGGGAAUCUAGACUUUCUCUGGUUUUCAAGAGGACACAAUGGGGGCAGCUGCAGAGGGUUGUUUCUUAUAUUGCAAUGAUAAAUGCAUGUUCCAUCACCAUGUCUGCAUGUUCCAGUUCUGGCUUUGUAUUCUGUGAACCUAACGUGUGUUUGGGUUGGUGUAAACACACUGCAUACUAUAGCACUCUUAAUGUGUAAGGGAUUUCGCAAAUGCAAUGUGUAAAGAAGCUUUGAGGCGCAAAGUUGUCGUGUAAUGACGUUUCCUUAAACAGCACGGCCAUCUUCAAAUAUAGAAUGUAAUUUCUCAUACCUGCAUACUGCUUCUGUGGCAGCCAUAAUAAUGCUCAAGUACAGUGGAUUUAGGUCGUGUGGUCAGAUGAGGGCUUCCAUCUUAAACCUUCCUGGGUCUAGGUAAGUGCUUCACAAAGUUCACUCUUUAAAAGAAUCCCUGAAAUGCUGAAAGUGACACAGGGGCUAAUGAGAAGGAUUUUUCUUUCUGUUAUAAGUACCACUAUGUCAGACACAAAAUUGUUCAUGCGCCAGUGUUGUUUCGUGGUGUGGCUUUGAACUAAUGCAUGGGACACUGGUUUGUCUCCCUUUAAAACUCCUUUUUUUGUCUCUGAUGGAGGGGCCAUCUUUCUAUGAUACAUGCUUUGCAUGCAGAAGGACUGAAACCAAAAAUCUCUCGCAUUUUCUUCAGUUAGGGCUGGGAAUGCCUCCCACCUGAAACCUGCCUGUGAUAACACUGAUGGGUCUCUUAUUCCCCCCCCCCCACCACUUUGAGGCAUUAUUUUAACUUUUAUUUCCUGUCUAUUCCUGAGUUAAUUGUUGUAUUCAUACAUUUUUUUUCAUCCCUUUACUCUGUUACUUCCAAGCUUUUUUUGGGGGGGGGGGGAGAAUCCUGCUCCCUGCAUAUUUGUUUUUUUUAAGAAAGAAAAAGAUUAUGAGUCUCAGGAAGGGUUUUCCUUUGUUGCACAGGCCACAUAUUGUGUGUUUUUAGAAUAACACGUGUUAACUUUCGGCUCAGUGCUUUCACUAAAAAGGGCUAGUAUUUGCUUUCUUAAUAUGGCAAGAAAAUGCAGCUUAGUAUUGGGGAAGGGGGGGGGACGCAAGCCCAGCUGAGCCUUUUACUGGGCCAGCCUCCCGUUUUGGAGGAUUGGGGCACGACGCCGCAUUACAGCGUGAGAACCGAUCGCCUCCGCCGCCGGAGCCUCAUCCCUCAAACUACAACCCCCAGCAUGCCAAGCGAGGCACUAAGCGCGCAGCGACGCUCUCACUCCUGCUGUCGCCACGCAAAACUACAAAUCCCAGGAGGCUGCGCGGCAGUCCCUUAUGGCCUAGCGGGCGGGGCUGGCGCGGGGCCUGCUGGGCUUUGUAGUUCUCCGGCUUCUCCAGAUGAUGCGCGCUGGAGGAAGGGCUUGGCGGCUUUUCGGCGCGCCUGCAGGGAGGCAGUGGCUGUCGGGGCGCUGCCUGAGCGGGUUGCGAGCCAUGGCAGGAGCCGGAGGGGCGGCGGAGCCCGGCAUGGGGCAGAGAAUGGUCUGGGUGGACCUGGAGGUGAGGCGCCCUGCCCGUAACGAGGCCUCUGCGAAGGGGCAUCCCAUAAUAUCCUGUCGUUUUCGUCCCCCGAGACGCUUGCACCAUGUGGAGUGCAAUGCGGGGGCUCCAUCCCGUAGUAUCCUGCUCCCUGGAAUUGGGUGCAAUGUAGGGGGGUGUUUAAAAAGGGCGCUCCAUCCCAUAAUAUUCCCCCCUUCCCCCGCGACAGGUGCGGUUUAGCUCCCUUUGAGGAGGCUCCAUUCCGUAAUUCCCCGCUGCCCCAGAACAUUGCUCUCGAAGAAGUAUGAAACAGUUAUGCAAAUAGCUUCUAUCCCAUAAUAUGCCUCUAUGAGAUUUAGUUCAGAAAAAUUAUCAUUUAUCUUAAAAAAUAUUGUAAACAGUUAAAAUCGUUAUUAGGAUCGGAAUAACACUUGUAGUUUAAUGGUGAAUUUGGAUAUAAUGGAGAUAUAAAAGAGUUAGAUUAUUAUAAAAGAUGCAGGAGGAAAUGAUUAAUAAUAGGAUCCACAAAGGGGAAGGAGGGAAGUCCAGGAGGUUCUUUGGAAUCUUGUUUUUAUGAUAUGCUGGAUAUGUGAUUGCAAAACUUUAAUUUGAAAAACUAUAUGUGUAUAUAUAUAUGUGUGUGUGUGUAUAUAUAUAUAUAUAAUAUGAAUGAGAGAUUUGGUUCAGUAUAAUAUAUAUAUAUAUAUAUAUAUAUUUGGUUCAGUAUCAAUGUGUAAGGAGAGGGCGGGGCUGCGUCCCACAAAAUUCCCCUACCCCUUGAGACAGCUGGGGGUGGGUGGGGGGAAUACUUGAGAAUCGCAAUCCCAUAGUAUCAUAGUAUCCAUUGUCUAGUAUCUGUUCAUGUAGAAAGACCUACACCACGUAAGGCAACGUUCUCAAGAGAUGUGCCUGUUGGGUUAUUUGCAAAGGAGCUGCAGCCCAUAAUAAUAUUCCCGCAAGAGAUACUGGUGCAGUGUAGGUGCAGGAUUCAUCCUCCUUCCCGAAAAGAGGCAGGUGCAAUGUAAGUGUAUGCCUGUAUAUGAGCAAGAUUGGGCUCUCUUAGAAUAUCCUUUGAGGAGAUGUGUAUCCUACGGGGGUCACAUCUCAUAUUGCCCCAAAUCCCCUGACUCAUGUACUACAGGAUUGGUGCCCAUCCCAUUAUUCCUGGGAGCCUUGGCGUGUGCCCCCAUCCCAUAUUAUCCCCCACGAUACAUAGGCACUGUAGGUGGAUGUGUGUGAGAGAAGGAAGGAGACCAUUCGCCCUUUAAGUGUUUUUUCUAGGAAAUGUAGAAAGUUUGGUUUGUGGGGGAAGAAACAGCCUAAUUUCACAGGAAAUGAGAUCUUGGGAGCAGAAAAUCAAAUAUGGUCACCCUAGGGCAGCUGGGAAGGGACACGGGUGGCGCUGUGGGUUAAACCACAAAGUCUAGGACUUGCCAAUCAGAAGGUCAGCGGUUUGAUUCCCCGCGACGGGGUGAGCUCCCGUUGCUCGGUCCCUGCUCCUGCUAACCUAGCAGUUCGAAAGCACGUCAAAAUGCAAGUAGAUAAAUAGGUACCGCUCCAGUGGGAAGGUAAAUGGCGUUUCCAUGUGCUGCUCUAGUUCGCCAGAAGCGGCUUAGUCAUGCUGGCCACAUGACCUGGCUCCCUUGGCCAAUAAAGCGAGAUGAGCGCCGCAACCCCAGAGUCGGUCACGACUGGACCUAAUGGUCAGGGGUCCCUUUACCUUUACCUAGGGCAGCUGGGACCCUUGGUAGGUUGGAAAGGAGUGUUCUAACAUAUAUCUGCAUUGGCGGUGCAGGAAUUCACAUGGGAUCUAGGGCAGCCUUCACCAACAGGGUGCCCUCAAGUAGGCCCACUCGAGCCUGAUGGGAGUUGCAAUCCAAACCAUCUAUAGGGCACCAGGCUGAUGAAGCUGCAUCCUUGUGCUAUGAGGAAAUGAGGUUUCAAAUUCACAAUUUGAUUUGAAGGGGAUAUGUUGGCUCCAUGUGUGACCAGACUGAGGAUCAGUUCUGUGCACCCAGCAGUGGCAGACAAGAUGUCAUUUCUUAUUGUUGGCUUCCAGAAGCCACUGAAUAUGGAGGCCAUUUAUCGCUCUUCAUAGUCAUCGAGAAGCCUAUUUAUCACAAAUUGCCCCACACUUUAAAAAGAUUGACCUCUUCCCCUGGGCCUCUUGCAGCAAAGCAAUUCACAAUCCUAGAUUUUAUCAGCUUGUGGAGGCUUGAGGUCCUAAAACAAUUGACAUUUAAUAAUAAUAUUUUAAAAAAUUAUAUCCCGCCCAUCUUGCUGGGUUUCCCCAGCCACUCUGGGCGGCUUACAACAUGUAUAAAAACACAAGAAAGUAUCAAACAUUAAAAAACAAAAUAUCCUCUGCGAGCAACAAACCAACCAAUAAAUCAAUAGAAACCAAUAACAACAACAACAAUAAUAGCAAUUAUAAACAGUUUACGGUUAUACCCAAUUUAAAAUAACCACCAACCCGAACUAAACAUUUAACCACUUGGCUUAAGUGAAUAGGAAGAACAUCACUGCUGUGGCCUGACAUUAAAGAAAUAAACUGCGCUCCAGGGCAAUUUUCCUAGCUCUUUGUGAGGCAGACAGAUUUGUUCAAACCUUCAGUGGGUCUUCCCCCAACCCCCAUUUCCUGGCUGCUGUGAAUGCUUUUUUAACCUACCAGCAUCAGGAUAUUUAAGAUAUAGUCCAGGGAAAGGAUUAAGGUUUGUUAAAAUGCACUUUUGCUAGCACACAGUGGAACAGAAAGCUCUUCCUGACAUCUUACACUUGUUAACUUUUUGACUUCGAUAUAGAUGACUGGGCUGGACAUUGAAAAAGACCAGAUCAUUGAGAUGGCCUGUCUCAUAACAGAUUCGGACUUGAACAUCUUGGCUGAGGUAUGUUGGUUGCUGAUUUUUGGGCUGGUGCCUGCUCAAUGCCAGCUAGCAGAGAAAUAACAAAAAUACUGGAGAAACCUAUUAAAAAAACCACCCUCCUGAAAUAGCAUUGUUGGGUAUAUUCAGUGCAGACUACCAAGGGUUAUCAUAUGAACAUGUAAUUGGUUACGUAUUAGUGGUAAGAAGAACAUUGAUAGCUAGAAAAUGGAAGGAAACAAAGGGUUUAAAUGUGCAAAAAUGGUAUAAUGUAAUCUGGGACAGCCAUUUCUGAAAAACGGAUGCAAAAAACUUCUUUGGUGGUCUGGUGGCCAUUGAGCCAGUAUUUGAACAAAUACUUUACAGGACGAACUGUACCUACUGCAUUCCAUAAUAUCUGUUUGUGUUAAUAUUCUCCUUCAUACUGACAUUAGUAACUUUCUUUUUUUUCCAUUUUAGUGCUUGUAUUAACUGUACUAUUUUUGUUUACAUCUGAACUAUGCCUUUGAGAUGGAGGAAAGGGGGGAAGGAAGGAUUUUAAGUUUGUAAUUCUUUUUUUCUUUUCAAUAUAUAUUUUUUAAAUGCCAGCUAGUUAGCUAACUGCUGUGAGUGGCCAACUAGUUACUCACAAUUUCCACUGACUUCUUUGCCACAUAGCUGGCUGAUGAAAAGCCCUUUUUAUGCAUGCAAUUUCCAAAUGUUUUUAGCGAGGGAAGUGAAUGCCAACUGGAUAUUGCGAACUCGAAAGGUGACCAGAUUACGGCUGUUUCCUGUUGCCAUCAAGUCUAAAAGUUCAUCAGGAUUUUUUUAGUUGAUUAUUUUUGUUACCUGGUGCAAACUCACAAUUACACUUAAGAGUAAAAAUGAAUCUGAUUGCGCUACAAGUUUAUAUCCCUUUGUGUUCAAACACAGGUGAUUAUUUCUAUUCAUAAUACAUACUGCUGUUUGAACAGCUCCACUUAUAUUGCUACCACACACACACACCAUCCCUUCCUCCCUGAACUGUUGUCCUUUAGCAGCUCUUGUUUUGGACUGUUUUGAAGAGAGAGGUGGAGCUCCAGGGCCGUUUCAUUGACUCUUAAAAAAGCCAACCACGUUUGACUCCUCUAGCAGGUCAUUAUAAGAACCCUGUAGCUUAAGAAGAAGUGCCUGAGUUUGCUUUUUCCUCUUCCCUCUCAAUUCCACUUCCUUCUGUGUCAUGUCUGGUUACAUCAGGCAUAGGCAAACUUGGCCUUCCAGAUGUUUUGGGACUACAACUCCCAUCCUCCCUAGCUAACAGGACCAGUGGUCAGGGAUGAUGGGAAUUGUAUUCUCAAAAAGAUCUGGAGAGCCGAGUUUGCCUAUGCCUGGGUUAGAUUGUCAGCCUGUGGGUAGUGGCUGAUAUAUGUGAUAUAUGUGAGCAAUCCUGGGAACCCUUGUCGGCUGAGAACCAGGAUAAAAUGCUAGUAUUGCUAUAUUAAUAAUUGCAGCAACAACAACAAAUAAGCAUAACUGAUGUAACAGUCUGAUCUGAUUCCCCAUUGUUUUCUCCUAUUUUGCUGACAGGGUCCCAACCUGAUAAUAAACCAGCCAGAUGAGCUGCUGGACAGCAUGUCAGAAUGGUGCAAAGAGCAUCACGGCAAGGUAGAGGCCUGCUCCUUCAUCGCUCGCACUCCCUUGAGAAGAACUCCUUUGUCUUUUUACAGUUCCACAUGCAACAGAACCUUAUCUUGACCGUGCCAUGUUCCCUGCAACAGAACCUUAUCUUGACCGUGCCAUGUUCCCUGCAACAGAACCUUAUCUUGACCGUGCCAUGUUCCCUGCCGUCUGCAUUAAGCACUUCUUUGAAAAGGAUGGCUGGAGGUUUAUCUCAUCCGUGCAAAAUGGGCCAGCUUUUUGCCGAAUCAUCAUCCGACUUCACAGUGUGUCCUUAGCGUGACAUUAGAGUUUCCCAUGUCCAUUAUGAAGACUUUUUGACAUUAAACCUUCUUUGUUGUGCUAAAAUUGCUGCAUCCUUUGGCUGGGGUUUGGGAGUGGGGAGACUGCUUCCUUGUUUACCAGCAGUUCCUGCGAGGGAAUGAGAUCAGUGACCUGUCUCAGCCACAUUCAUCAAUGGCUACUAGUCUUGAUGGCUGUAUGAGUCUUCCAGAUCCAGUUUCAGCCUCCCUCUGAAUAUUAGUAGUGGAGUGCCAAUGCACCAUGCCCUGUUUUUUGGCCUUCCCUGGGGCAUCUGGGCCGAUGUCUGUAGGAAACAGAGGCCUGGAUUAAAUGGUUAUUUUGGCCUGGUCUAGUAGUGCAAAUCCUCCACUAUCCAUUAAGAUGUUGUUGUUUUCACAGUAGUGUGCUGCCAAACCUUCCUGUGGCUGUUAAGGGGGUUGUUUUCUUUCUGUUUUUAUGGUAUAAUAUAUUGAUACUUAUGUUCUAAAUGUGUUGUAAUUGGCUUGGAGGCCUCUGAGUAAGAAGUGACCACAGGUUUAAUAAAAACUAAUAAUAGUAUUGAUUCUUGCAUGACAUCUUAACUGCCUGGCUCUUUUUAAGGCACAAGCAACAUGAUGUAAUUUUGGCUUCUCUCUUUCUUCCAGUCUGGCCUUACAAAGGCAGUGCAGGAGAGCAAAAUCUCGCUGCGUCAAGCAGAGUACGAAUUUCUGUCUUUUGUCCGUCAACAGACACCUCCAGGACUCUGCCCACUUGCCGGUAGGAGGUUUUAACAUUUACGAAAGAUAGUCAUUUUUAUUGAUUUGUACCAUCCCUUGCCACUCAAAAGGCCUAAGGCAGCUAAUGGAUUCAAACAGAAAAUGCAAACAGUAUAUGUAUAAAAAACCAUUAAGAAUAACUCUUAACAUCAACAAAUCAUAAUUUGUUGUAUGCGACUAACUUCAGCUAUUCAAAUUAAUGGGCCCCAGUCAUCUAGGUCUAUUAAUUUUAGUGUGUCUGCUCUGAGUAUGUGUAACAUUGGGUGCAACCCUAUGUGGUUAAUCAAAGCCAGUUUGAGAAUCAGCAAUAGACCAUCCCUUAAUAGACGUUCAUUUCUCCAAAACAUCAUUUGGUAUAAAAAGUUCAACUGAGAGAAGGGAAGGCGACCUCUGUGCCUUUAUGGGAAGGGAGUUCUGGAGACUGAGAUUCAGAUGGUUUAAUCCCUGACUCCCCUCCGUCUUUCUUCUGAAAAUAUAUGUAGGGACAGCGCAUCUUAUGAUGCUGAUUGUAGAGCCUGGGAAGGUUCAGGUGGGAAAAUGCAGCAGCUUCAGAUUAGUUGCAAUUAGUGUGAGUGGAAAGCAGGGCAAAUUCAGCGCCCAAUUGCCCCAUUUUACAUCACCUACCUGGACAUUUGGCCAAGCGCUUUCUUUGGUCAAGCUGUAGCAGUGCUGCAGAUAAAAUCUAGUGGUGUUGGGAGGGUAUCCUGAUUCUGUCAAAGGCAGAUUCAUGUGUUCAUAUAAAAAUAAAAUAAUUGGGCCAGUAGUUGAGUAUGGUCACCCACACUCUAGCCUCCAUUUUUGUGAAGCCUGUCUCUAGUCUCAGAGUGGCAUUAGAGACACAUUUUCAGACUUGAAGGGCUGAUCUUAAAAAUUUAGACUGUACAAGUUCUAGUGGUUCAAAGUCAGAGAAGGGGCCCAGCUGGGCACCAUAGAAAAGUUGUGCUAUAGAGAAGUUGUGCUAGCCAUAGUCUUUUAUAUACUACAUCCGUUUAAUGCUCCUAACCCUUCUUUUAGAUUCUUUUAGAUUCUUUUAUAUUUGUAUUUUAGAUUAUUUAGCUUCUAUUAUAUAUACCUUCUGUUUUAAUACUGUUUAGCUUUCCAAAACGUUUUAUAGAUUUUAAAUGGCUGUAUCCCCUGCUACGUAUGCUGGUCUAAGACUGUAACAAAGAUUUGAGAUUGAGAUUUGGGGGUGGGUGGGAUUUGGGGGUGUCUUCGCCACCCACCUGAGAAUUCCACGUUGAGCGCAUGAACAGAAUCUGUGCCUUUCCACCCUUUUCAGGAAACUCGGUUCAUGCGGACAAGAAAUUCCUCGACAAGCACAUGCCCCAGUUCAUGAAACACCUUCACUACAGGAUCAUUGAUGUGAGCACCAUCAAAGAACUGUGCAGGUCAGUACCCACUACAUCAUUUGCCAGAGCUUGGGUGUGUGGGUGGCUCCUUGGGCAGCGAAUGGCAUGCCAGAGACUUUGAGGAAAUCUUGCGGGUCUUACGUGUAAUAUGUGACCACCAAGAUGCCUACAGUCAACAGUAGAUGCAGCUUUCUGAAAGGUUCAGAUUCUACAGCCGCAAAAUAUAUUUGCAUUUAUUUUUUAUUUAUUUGAUAGCUCAGUCGGUAGAGCAUGAGACACUUAAUUUCAGGUUGGGCAGAGCUCCAGGUUGGGCAGAAGAUUCCUGCAUUGCAGGGGGUUAGACUAGAACAGGGGUCAGCAAAUGUUUUCAGCAGGGGGCCGGUCCACUGUCCCCCAGACCUUGUGGGGGGCCAGGCUAUAUUUUGGAAAAAGAAAAAAAAAAGAACGAAUUCCUAUGCCCCACAAAUAACCCAGAGAUGCAUUUUAAAUAAAAGCACACAUUCUGAUUCCCAGACCGUCCGCUGGCUGGAUUUUGAAGGCGAUUGAGCCGGAUCCGGCCCCCGUGCCUUAGUUUGCCUACCCAUGGACUAGAAAACCCUCAGGGUACUUUCUGAGUCUGCAAUUCUAUAAUUCUACGAACAUGAGGUUUUGAACUGUAACAUGAGGUUACAGACACUUCAGGUUACAAACACUUCAGGUUACAGACUCCGCUAACCCAGAAAUAGUACCUUGGGUUAAGAACUUUGCUUCAGGAUGAGAACAGAAAUCGUGCAGCGGUGGCAGUGGGAGGCCCCAUUAGCUAAAGUGGUACCUCAGGUUAAGAACAGUUUCAGGUUAAGAACAGACCUGCAGAACAAAUUAAGUUCUUAACCCGAGGUACCAAUGUAUAGUAAAAUUAUGGAGUAACAUGGAACUUUUGGAAGUGGAAAAUAUUACUCUGCAAUGUAAUAACUAGUUUUCGUGAGUUUUAGAAAAUUAAAGCUGGAAUUUUAGCAGUUCUGAUUUUUGCAUGAGAUCGUUUCAAAUUUGGUGUGUCUGCGGCUCCGGAGUCCUGCGUUUGUGGGUGCUCUUGCCUAUGGCGUCCACCACAUUUGGUAGAUAAUUUAGAUUUUGGAUCAUGGGGACUUGUUUUGUGUGUGCAGACGCUGGUACCCAGAAGACUACGAGUUUGCUCCAAAGAAGGCUGCGUCUCAUAGGUAAUUGUUUGGCUUUGAAGAGAGAUUGUUUUGUGUGUGUCAGAUUGUAUCACCAGGCAUCAACAAUGAGGUUAUGCAGUAUGGUAAGGACAGCGCAGUGGGGGAGGUGCCAUUGAUAAAAGUUAUUUCUUUUAUUAAAGUUAUUUCAAAUCUGGAAAGGGACAUUUGCCCCGCAUCCAAAUGGAGAAGGGUUGGAGCUCAAGGGCAGAACAGGUGCUGUACAUGCAGAAGGUACCAGGCUCAAUCACGGUCAUUUCCACAUUGUGCAUGGAGGGACAGAGUGCUGCUGCCAGCCAGUGUAGACCAGGGAUAACUAAUAUAUUACCUUCUAGAAGUUGCUGGAUUCCUCUCCCAUCAUCCCAGACCAUUAGCAUGACUAAUGGUCAGGGGUGAUGGGAGUUGUAGUCCAGCUAUACUGGGUGGGCAAGAAGUUGCUUACUCCAACCUUGAUGGCCCAUCAGGCUUGACUCAAGUAUAAGUGUGCCAUUUCCUUUUCUCAUCUGUUAACUGUGCUGUUAAGAACCUUUCCCCGUCCAUCUCAGAACUUGCCUUUUGGUCAUUAUUCAGCAAGAUGAACGUGCUGUUAUUAUCUACUCUCUUUCAUUGUGCUUGAUCAUAGCGAUUCAGCCCGUAAGUUUAUUGCCAAGAUGGGUAGCAUGUUUUGUAUUAGAACAACAUUUCCUCCUUUAUUGACAUUAUUUCCCUAGGAGAAAGUGUGUGUUACAGAGCAGUUCAGAAGUGGCAGGGAGGGAGAACCAAGAGGGAAUAAGUUGCCAAAUCCAAAGUUCUGUUGGUCUCAUUCCAGCAGGGGAGAAGGCAUGUGUGUAAGGGCGUUUUUGCUCUCCUCCCUCCAACCAGCUUUGAAUCUCUCCUUCAGUUCCCCUUCUGUAGGGUUCCAUACCACAUAGAAGUGCACAACCUGUUUGCAGCAUUUUGGGGAACACUGUAAAGUCAUACCUUUUUCAGCUUCUUUUAAAAUUAGCCUGCCCUUGCGUUUGGAGGUGAGUGUGUACGGUGCAGCCUUCUUUUAAAGGAACGCUAACUUUUCCUGAAUUCCCUUUAGAGCCCUGGAUGACAUCAGGGAGAGUAUCAAAGAGCUUCAGUUCUACAGAAAUAGCAUCUUCAAGAGGAAAACAGACGAGAAGAAAAGAAAGCUAGUGGAAAAUGGUGACAAUGAAAAGCUGGCCAGUUGA